CUAAUUAGCAGAAAGAGGAAGACAGAAUAAUCAAAACUAAUAUAUACAUAUAACUUAUCUAGCUCCAAUGAUUGACAGAUUGAGAGAAGUGAGCACUGGCCGGCCGGCCGGCCAUGGUUUCUGCUAGCCGGUGGCCAUCUUACGCUCUAUCCUCCUUCCAUGUAUGUGUCGUUACGAGAGGUUUGAAUCGUAGUAACAAUCGCGGCGAUACGAAUCUCAACCCUUUGAAAGUCGUUAGCCAUUGAAUCGUGUCGAACUCCAUGGUAACGAUGAUAAUUUGGCACUUGAUCAGCCAUGAGAAAGCUCUCAAAUCUUUUGACAAUUGAGAAACUCUAAAAUAGACACAACAGAAAGAUAGAGUAAAGAAGAAAGCAAGUACUUGAAUAUUAUAUAGGCAGAGGGUUGGAGGUGAAAGCAAGAAGCCAUAUGGAGGGGACCACCCUACAUACGCAUGAUCAUAGCUCUUAAUUACAGACUAAUUAAAACCUAAGCCCAUAACUAAACUUUGGGGGGAAAAAGGGUUUAGAACAGACAAAUUGUGUAGCAUGAUACUAUGGGUGAUAUAGUUAUAUUAUGAGAUGAUAAGGUGAUUAGAAUAAGAUAUAUAUACACACAGACAAAAAGAGAGUGUACAUUGGAGUUAUAUACGACAGCGGAAAGCAGCGUGAAGUAUUUCAAUAUCUAUAGUCGGUCUGCGAGAGUGCGUGAGUCAGGUAUAGAUAGGGUCGUUUGGCCCGGGGCAGGGGUCAGGAUCUUGACCUGUAUUUAGAAAAGAAAGGCUGCAACAACUUGGGUUGAUAAUUUAGAGUAAAAGAGAAAUAAUUGUUACAUCGAUACCAGAGAGACUGUGACUAAUGAGCUAUAUACAAUAUUAGAAAGGCCGGGGUUGAAAUCUAAAUUAGCUGGUAAUUAGAUCGAAAUUAUUGAAAAGAAACGAUUUCGACAUCAUCAAGUCUUGGAGGAUAGUGGUGUAAGAGGGAGAGUUACCUAACUAUACAAAAUAAAAUUUAUUUUCCAAAUAGUCAAUGAUCACUUUAAUUAGUGGAAGGUCAUAAGUCAUACCUGAAUCAUUAACGAUUGAUAUGGGAGUAGUAUCUUAUCUUAAUAUAUAGAUAGAUAGAUCAAUAUGCAAUGAAUACACAACUUGGACCUAUAUUGCUCGAAGAGCCAUUUUCUGUUCAUGAAGGAAUGACAAUUGAGUUUUUAGCCUAAACUUAAUUGGUAUACACACUCUCUCUAACUGCGAUUGAGUCUCUAUAAAUAGGAAAGUCUCCAUAAAUGAAGUAGUGUCAUGUACAAUGCAUUCCCAUAAAUGGAGAGAGCCUCCAUAUUUGGGGAAAUUUGUAAAAAGACUCAAAAUUGGGGAUGGAAAUUGGGAAUGGGGAGGGCUGUGCAGGUGGGCAGGACAACCGCUAGCCCGCCACUUGGCUUUUUUUCUUUUCUUUUUAAGAUGUAAGGGGUUAAUUGGAGUUUAAUUAGAUCAAUAAUUUUCAAGUGUUGCGUGUAAGAAAAAAUUAGAUCAAUCAUUAUUUGCCAAAAAAAAGCGGUCUUGAAAUUUAGAAAAUUUUGAUUGGAAAUUUUGUAUUUAAAAAUGAUGAUGAACUAUAAAAAAUUAACAUGAACAAAUUAUAUUAGAUGAUCAUAAGUAAAUUUUUAAGUAAAAAAUGAUGAAAAUGGGAAUUAUCUCCAAAUUUGGAGAUUGUAGCAUUGGAGAAAAAUGAUGAAAAUGAAGAUCAUCCCCAAAUUUGAGGAUGAUGACCCUUAAAUUUGAAGACUAGUAUUGAAGUUGGUCUAAGGACAGCUAAAUAAAAGAGAUAAAACACAAGAAAAUGUUUUUAUAAGCAUUUUUUUCUUAGUAUUCUACCCAUAAAAAUGAUACAUGACAAAGUUUUGAGUUGAAUGAUUGAGAUAUACUUUAUAGUUUUAAGAUAAUAUUAUUAUCGUGAAAGUGCCUACAAAUGUUAACAAAAAAACAAAUAUGCUAGCUUGUUAGGUCAAAUUAAUUGUUAUAGUGGUUCACAGAUUGCUCACGCCCCAGGUUUUGUUUUUUCAUUAUCAACCAUGAUGAUUUAACGUUUAACAAUAAAUUAAUGAAGUGAUUUAGUUACUUUAGUAUUGUUGGCCAAGUAGAUUAAUUGAUGGAAAUUGAACUUAUUUCCUUCUUGAAAAAUUAAAAAUGAAGAAAGCUAAGCAAAAAAAUUAAUAAUGCUAAUAAUAAGUAGGGAUCAAUAAUUUCACCUUUUUUAUUUUCUUUAAAAAAACACAUGCACAAAGAAUGAGUUUUGUUAUAUGGUUGGGGGAAAAAAGUUUAAUAAGGGUUCGUUUGGAAGUUGCGAUAGUUUUGUUGACAUUGUCAUUAUGCAUGUAUUGUUUACAAUGCAUCGUUUUUUAUUUUAUUUUUUUAGCAUAAACAAUACAUGGAUUGUUUCUGUGAUGUGACAGAAACUAUCACUCAUUUUGAGUGAUUGUUAUAUCUCAACUUUUAGUUGUGAUUGUUGAGAUAGUUGAGUUGAGAUAAGUCCGUUAAACUCCAAAUUGGGCCAUAUGAAUUUCGGAUGACAUUUUCGUAAUUUUUUUGCCGAUAAAAUGCCAUUUUCUUUGGAUUUUGAAGGUUACAUAUCACGAAUUCGGCAUGAGCCUAUUCUUCACCGACGAUUACGUCCAUUAAGCACCGAUUUUGGCAUAUUUAUUCCGGGUCAAUUUUUGCCAGAUUCCAAAGGGGUACCAUCACUGAUUUUGGACGAUUUUCCCGAAAUGACAUUCUCAUUCAAUUCUGGAGGCUACAAAUCACGUAUUCAGGCCAAGACUAUUCUCCAACGAUAAUUUUUUCUAUUGAUCCUAUUCUCCACGGAUGAUAAGUCCAUUAAGCACCGAUUUGAGGAAACUUAUUUUCAGAUGGCAUUUUCGUAAUUUUUUGCACGACAAAAGGCCAUUUUCAUUGGAUUCUGAAUGCUACAGAUCACGGAUUCGGCCUGAGCCUAUUAUUCAACAAUGAUUACGUCCAUUAAGCACCGAUUUGAGUGUAUUUAUUCCAGGUCAAUUUUUGGCAGCUUCCAAAGGGAUACCAUCACAGAUUUUCGGCGAUUUUCCCGAAAUGCCAUUUUUUCGAUUCUAGAGGCUAUAGAUCACAGAUUCAGGCCGAUACUAUUCUCCACCAAUAAAGAAGUCUAUUGAUCCUAUUAUCCACGUCUGAUAAGUCCAUUAAACGCCGAUUAUAGCCAAUUUAUUUUCGGAUGGAAUUUCGUAAUUUUUUGGGCGACGGAAGGCCAUUUCAUUAGAUUUUAAAGGCUACAAAUCACGGUUUCGGCCUGAGGCUAUUCUUCAACUACAAUAACGUCCAUUAAGCACAGAUUUGGGCAGAUUUAUUCCGGGUCUAUUUUUGGUAGAUUCUAAAGGGUACCAUCAUCGAUUUUGGGCGAUUUUCCCGAAAUGUCAUUUUCUUUCGAUUCUGGAGGCUAUAGAUCACAAAUUCAGGCCGAUACUAUUCUCCACCGAUAAUUUUUUCUAUUGAUCAUAUUCUCCACGGAUGAUAAGUCCAUUAAACACCGAUUUGGGCCAAUAUAUUUACGGAUGGCAUUUUCAAAAAAAUUUGGGCGACGAAAGGCCAUUUCUUUGGAUUUUGAAGGCUGUAGAUCACCAAUUCGGCCUGAGGCUAUUUUUCAACGAUAAUUACGUCCAUUAGCAUCGAUUUGGGCAGAUUUAUUCCCAGUCAAUUUUUGGCAAAUUCCAAAGGGGUACCAUCACAAAUUUUGUGCGAUUUUCCCGAAAUGGCAUUUUCUAUCGAUUUUGAGGCUACAAAUCACAGAUUCAGGUCAAGCCUAUUAUGAACCGAUAAUGCAUUCUAUUGAUCCUAUUCUCCACGGAUGAUAAGUCCAUUAAGCAUCGAUUUGGGCCAAUUUAUUUUUGGAUAGCAUUUUUUGUAAUUUUUUGGGCGAGGAAAUGCCAUUUUCUUUGGAUUUUGAAGGCUGCAGAUCACAGAUUCUGCCUGAGGCUAUUCUUCAACGACGAUUACGUCCAUUAGCACCGAUUUGGGCGGAUCUAAUUCGGGUCAAUUUUUGGCAAAUUCCAAAAGGGGUACCAUCACAGAUUUUCGGCGAUUUUCCCAUAAUGUCAUUUUCUUUCGAUUCUGGAGGCUACAAAUCACGGAUUCAGGCCGAGGCUAUUCUCCACCGAUAAUGAAAUCUAUUGAUCAUAUUCUCCACGGAUGAUAAGUCCAUUAAGCACCUAUUUGAGCCAAUUUAUUUUCGAAGGCAUUUUUGAAUUUUUUGGGGCGACGAAAGGCUAUUUCUUUGGAUUUUGAAGGCUGAAAUCACGGAUUCGACAUGAGUCUAUUUUUCGACGACGAUUACGUCCAUUAGCAUCGAUUUAGGCUGAUUUAUUCCCGAUCAAUUUCUGCCAAAUUCCAAAGGGGUACCAUCACAGAUUUUGGGUAUUUUCCCGAAAUGCAAUUUUCUUUCGGUUCUGGAGGCUACAAAUCACGGAUUCAGGUCGAGGCUAUUCUCCACCAAUAAUGAAGUCUAUUGAUCCUAUUCUCAACGGAUGAUGAGUCCAUUAAGCACCAAUUUGGGCCAAUGUAUUUUCGGAUGGCAUUUUCGUAAUUAUUUGGGCAACGAAAGUCAAUUUUCUUUGGAUUUUGAAGGCUACCUGAGGCUAUUCUUCAACGACGAUUGUGUCCAUUAAGCACCGAUUUGGGGGAUUUAUUCCGAUUCAUUUUUUGGCUGAUUCCAAAAGGGUACCAUCACAGAUUUUGAGCGAUUUUCCCGAAAUGUCAUUUUCUUUCGAUUCUGGAGGCUAUAGAUCACGUAUUCAGGCCGAUGCUAUUCUCCACCGACAAUAAAGUCUAUUGAUCCUAUUUCCCACGGAUGAUAAGUCCAUUAAUCUUCGAUUGGGGCUAAUUUAAUUUCGAAUUGUAUUUUCGUAAUUUUUUGGGCGACGAAAGCCCAUUUUCUUUUGAUUUUGAAGGUUGCAGAUCACGGUUUUGGCCUGAGACUAUUCUUCAACGACAAUAACGUCCAUUACGCACCGAUUUGGGUAGAUUUAUUCCGAGUCAAUUUUUGACAGAUUCCAAAGGGGUACCAUCACUAAUUUUGGUCGAUUUUCUCGAAAUACAUUUUUUCCCCGAUUUUAGAGGCUACAUAUCACGGAUUCAGGCUGAGACUACUAUCCAUAGAUAAUGAAGUCUAUUGAUCCUAUUCUCCACGGAUGAUAAGUUCAUUAAGCACUGAUUUGGGCCAAUAUAUUUUCGGAUGACAUUUUCGUAAUUUGGGCAACGAAAGACAAUUUUCUUUGGAUUUUGAAGGCUACAUAUCAAGGAUUCGGCAUUAGGCUAUUCUUCAACGAUGAUUGAGUCCAUUAAGCAUUGAUUUGGGGGAUUUAUUCCUGUUCAUUUUUUGGCAGUUUCCAAAGGGGUACCAUCACAGAUUUUGGGCGAUUUUCACGAAAUAUCAUUUUCUUUCGAUUCUGGAGGCUACAAAUCACGUAUUCAGGCCGAUGCUAUUCUCCACCGAUAAUGAAGUCUAUUGAUCCUAUUUUCCACGGAUGAUAAGUCCAUUAAUCUCCGAUUUGGGCCAAUUUAAUUUCGGAUGGCAUUUUCGUAAUUUUUUGGGCGACGAAAGCCCAUUUUCUUUUGAUUUUGAAGGCUGCAGAUCACGGUUUCAGCCUAUUGCUAUUCUUCAACGACAAUAACGUCCAUUAAGCACCGAUUUGGGUAGAUUUAUUCCGGGUCAAUUUUUGACAGAUUCCAAAGGGGUACCAUCACUGAUUUUGGGCUAUUUUCCCGAGAUACAAUUUUCUUUCGAUUUUGGAGGCUACAGAUCACGGAUUCAGGCCGAUCCAUAGAUAAUGAAGUCUAUUGAUCCUAUUCUCCACGAAUGAUAAGUCCAUUAAGCAUCGAUUAGAGCAAAUUUAUUUUCGGAUGGCAUUUUCGUAAUUUUUUUGUGCUAUUAAAGGCCAUUUUCUUUGGAUUUUUAAGGCUGCAUAUCACGGAUUUGGCAUGAGGCUAUAAGUCAACGACGAUUACGUCAAUUAAGCACCUAUUUUGGC
This is a messenger RNA of Linum trigynum, 6042 nucleotides long. NCBI's taxonomy places the organism in Eukaryota, Viridiplantae, Streptophyta, Magnoliopsida, Malpighiales, Linaceae. The record is from the annotation of a GenBank genome assembly.